AAACGUAAAGGAGGGGGACAUAUUGCUUCCCCCUGUUAAGAUCCAGGACGUCCCCCCUCUGUGACGUGCACAAUGAGGAGCAGGUGGGAGGGCACGCAUGGCAGAUGGGGGGAGUCGGUAGUUUAAAAGCUGAGGAUGCUCACGCAGCAAGACAAUCUUUUGCGUGCAACAUCUCCGUGAUACACCGACCCAUGUGGCUCAUUGGACCGCCUUCCCAAAGGAGGAAGAGGAUGAUGAUGGUGAUGGAUCAGCGACUGACCCCCUCUACGCGCACCGUGGUACACCAAGGACCGGCCGGAAACUCGGCCAAAGUGCACAGCAUCGAUGCCAUCCUGGGUUUCAAGGAGGACCUCCUCUUCCAUAAAGCGGGCGCAUAUUGCUGCCUGACAGACAAAGUUCGGGGCAAAGACGAGGACGCGAAGAAAAGCCACUUCUCAGAAAGUUUUGACGGGGUGUGUACUGUUAAUGAUGGUGGUGGUGACGCACCGCCCUGUCCGGACUCGCCAGACCGGGAUGGCAAGCUAUCAGACGACGAGAACCCCAAAAAGAAGCACCGUCGGAACCGGACCACCUUUACCACCUUCCAGUUGCACGAAUUGGAGCGAGCCUUUGAGAAGUCCCACUACCCGGAUGUGUACAGUCGAGAGGAGCUGGCCCUCAAAGUCAACCUGCCCGAGGUCCGAGUGCAGGUUUGGUUCCAGAACAGGAGGGCCAAGUGGCGCCGACAAGAGAAGCUGGAAGUGAGUUCCAUCAAGCUCCAUGAAACCGCUGCCUCCUCUUUGCUCUCAUUCAGCCGCCCACCCACCACGGGCCCUCUAGGCUCGGGCCUCCAGCUCGACCCCUGGUUGGCCUCCCCCCUCGCCACCUCCACCACCCUGCAUUCCCUCCCGGGCUUCAUGGAUGCCACUCAGGGCUUGACCAGCGCUUACACCGCCUCACCUCCUCCCUCCAUGCCGCCGUCCCUGCCCGCCUCCUUCCUCAACGCCCCCACAUUGGGGCACACCCCCCACCUACCCCGGAUGGGCUCCAUUUGCCCGCCACAACCACCACCGCUACUACAUCCUCCGCAGGCCUACCAGUGCUCGUCAGAUCCGAGAAACUCCAGCAUUGCCUCAUUGAGGAUGAAGGCCAAAGAACACAUUCAGUCUAUUGGCAAGACGUGGUGAUGUUAAAUGUCCAACAUGCACCUGGAUAUACCUGCUGCAUCUUUUUGGAAAACUGAUGGGAUUGUGCUAUCUUGGACGGCGGACGCUGCUAUGACACAAACUGUGACAGGCUUUUUAUACAUUUUUGUUCAUUCAGUCUCACUCUUACCUGUUGCCAAUUUCCUUUAGUGGUCACCAUUAUCUAUUUAUUUUACACUUGUACAUGUAAAAAAAAAACAUCCCUUUCUGCUGAUCUAAUGUGAAUAUUUUGUCAACACAAUAAACUUUAUAU
Molecule: messenger RNA, 1437 nt
Organism: Dunckerocampus dactyliophorus (ringed pipefish)
Lineage: Eukaryota; Metazoa; Chordata; Actinopteri; Syngnathiformes; Syngnathidae
Gene: rax
Product: retinal homeobox gene 3
Exons: 3
Coding region: 105-1166 (353 amino acids)
Biological process (GO): positive regulation of transcription by RNA polymerase II
Molecular function (GO): RNA polymerase II cis-regulatory region sequence-specific DNA binding; DNA-binding transcription factor activity, RNA polymerase II-specific
Source: RefSeq, a predicted model, not a curated record